Molecule: messenger RNA, 2141 nt
Organism: Osmerus eperlanus (European smelt)
Lineage: Eukaryota; Metazoa; Chordata; Actinopteri; Osmeriformes; Osmeridae
Product: gamma-glutamylcyclotransferase-like
Exons: 4
Coding region: 558-1286 (242 amino acids)
Molecular function (GO): gamma-glutamylcyclotransferase activity
Source: RefSeq, a predicted model, not a curated record
AAAGAGCCGGAAUGCCCAUCACUAGUCACUUGAUUCUAAACGCAACGUCGAUUAACGAUUCGAGUGGGCGCGGUUUGACUCAAACGAUUCAGUGUCUGACUCUACAAACAUCUGCUUUUAAUAAACAACUGGAUCGAAAGUUACCUUCCUAGAGUUUCAGCAGACUGCAAUACUGGCUCAGUUAAAAUACUAUUCGCGUCAGGAUUACAGGGAAAGUAUGAGGAGAGAAAUCAUUCAGUAACGGCGGUGUUUACAUCUCGCUUUCACCAACCGCACAGCAAGGUCUGUAUUUUCAUGGCAGAUUUGAUGAGCGUCAGGAAAGCGUGAAACAGUAAUUGGUCUGUCAAUUUGUGCGCUAUAAUGCUCGGCCACUUAUAAUUAACGAUGUGUGAAAAACAUCACGUGUACUGCACUAUAAUGCAAGAGGUGCAACACGUCUUUGCAGCCACUAGAGGGCUCUGUGUAAAUGUGUAAAAGUAAGCCGUUGACUCCACUCCACUCUCAAAGCCCCCCUCCGGUCAGAGGACCGGCGCCGUGGAUUAGCAUGAGAAUAGCGCAUGAGCGAGUAUAAAAAGAGAGCGCGUCUGUGUUUUCAGCUCUUUGUCACAACCGGCGCUCAUGACCUUACCUUGCGUCUCCGCUCCACCUCCGACCCUGCUGGCUGUGUUUCCUCCCUACUCUCUCCCUCCUCCUCUCCUCCUCCAUCCCUCUCCUCCUCCUGCCCUCCCCUCCUCCUCCUCCUGCUGUCUGAAGGAGUGUCUGCCACUAUGGACAGUAGCCACACCUUCCUGUACUUUGCCUACGGCAGCAACCUGUUGAAGGAGAGACUGCAGCUGAAGAACCCCUCCGCUGUGGUCCACUGCGUGGCCAAACUCAAGGACUACAAGCUGGUGUUUGGGAACUGGAAGGGGCUGGCUAGUGACCGCUGGCAUGGGGGUGUGGCCACCAUCGAGUUCAGCCCAGGGGACGAGGUGUGGGGGGUCGUAUGGAGGAUGAACAUGUCAGACCUGGAGUCUCUGGACAGUCAGGAGAGUGUGAAGUUAGGGGCCUACAGCCCUAUAGAAGUGUUGGUGAAGACACAAGGCCAGGAUCUUCAAAGUCGAACCUACACCAUGAACAGCUGCAUCUACGCGCCCCCUUCUCCACAAUACCUCAAGGUGAUCGUGAUGGGGGCGGAGCAGAAUGGGUUACCAAAGCACUACCAGGAGAAGCUGAAGUCGAUCGAUACCAACAGGUACCAAGGCCAGCUGUCCGUCAUGACCGACCUGGAGAUCGCCCUGCGCUAGGCCCGCGAGAGAGGCAGCCAUCGCUCAGACGCCUAGACACCUCGCCAUGGCAACAGAGAACUGUGUGUAAAGAGUAACUCAACACCCCAAAAAUGUUGGGGGAGUUUAACCUUUUAUUAUUUAAUAGUUGCGCAUGUUUCAACUUAUCAGUCCUAGUCAUGAUACUGACAAAUGUUUGCAGAAAGGAUCAUUUUGAUUGUUAAGUGGCUCGCCUCUUGGCUUGUUUGGCCCCUUGGUUAAAAUCUGAAGAUGUUUGUGACAUAUGUAGUAUCAUUUGGAGGUUCGACAUAUCACAGGGAGGGGUAGUCAGCUGAUAACUGACAAUGUUAAUGAAUCACUUUGAGGAAGCCCCAAAAUGAAUCAUCUUGAAAAAAUCCCUCAUCCACAACUUUUUACCAGAAAGCUUUUAUAAAAAAAUCAUAGGGCUCAGGCUGAAAUUGCGGUGUGUAGUUACACUUCAAGGAAACAGUUUGUUGGAUGAUAAAAAAACAACAACCAAUGUCCUCUAUGUAUAUCUGGAAGACCCCCUGUCAUUAGAAUCACAGUUGGGCUGAAUGUAAAUGAACCGAAUGUGUUAUAUUAUGUGGUUGGUGGACAAUAAACUCUCUUGCUGUUGUCUGUUGACGUGUAUAGUGUUAUGACAACUAUCCUUCUCUCAAGAUGGAUGUUUUGACCAGAGAACACGUGUUUAAAAGUACAUUUUGGGUGGUAAAAGAAACUGCACGUUUUAGAUUCUGCACAAGAAUAAAACUUCCGUCAAUUGCACUGCGUGGAAGAGUUGUAAUUCCUUGUAGCCUACGUUCUUUCAGAAAUCCAGAAAUGUCCAUUUCUUUUUACGAUGCAUUGACUCCAUCU